Plasmodium yoelii is the source of this 2394-nucleotide messenger RNA. Its product is annotated as conserved Plasmodium protein, unknown function. The record is from RefSeq and is a predicted model, not a curated record. Bases 1 to 2394 code for a protein of 797 amino acids. The transcript has 7 exons. NCBI's taxonomy places the organism in Eukaryota, Apicomplexa, Aconoidasida, Haemosporida, Plasmodiidae.
AUGAAUCAUAGAAUAAAAACUUUUUUGUAUAUUUGCAAAUCAAAAGAUAAUGUAAAUUAUAAAAAGAGAGUUAUAAAAAAAUUUAUAAUAAAAAAAAAGACAUUACAUAAAAAUGUAACAAUACAAUACGGAUUAUAUGAUUGUAAAACAAGAGAUGUUUUAGUAAAAAAGGAAUGGAAUAUUAGCAAUGUUUUAAAUAGGGGAAAAAAAGAAACAAAUAAAAAUGAUAAUGAUAAAUAUGUUGUAGAUAGGUAUAAUGUGGAAAAUGAAAAAAUAAAAAAAAAAGACAAAAUUGUAGAUUCUAAAAAUUGUUCAAAUAAGUGUAUAAACUAUAAAGAAGAAAAAUUUAAUGGCUCAUGGUCUUAUAUUGUGUUUCUAAAAAAAAUCUUUAAAAACAUAGAAAAUGGAGAAAAUACAACUAUCAUAAAUUCUGGUGUAGAUACUAAGAAAAAUGAAAAAAAUGUAUUUUUUUAUGGAUCUAUAUUCAAUAAAUAUUUAAGAAAAGAAAAUAAAAAAGGUGAAGAAAAAACCCCAAAAAGUGAUAAUUGUGAAACGGAAUUUAUACACAAACAUGGAAAAAUAAAAAAAGAAAGUAAUAAGAGAAAUAUAAAAAAUGGUGAAAAAAAAAAAUAUAAUAAACAGGGGAUAAUUAUAGACAUAUAUGAUUAUAUAGAAAGGAUGAAAAGGGAAGAUUUAAAAAUAUCUAUAUCAUCAUGGAUAUACAAAAAUUACAAAAUUGUUGACAUUAUAAAAAUGAUAUUAAAAAAAGGAAAAAAUAGUAGCCAUAAAUACAUGAUAAAAGAUAAUAUUUGUCAUAGAUGUUUUAUUAAAAAAUAUAUAGAUUAUCCUAAUAAUAAUAAAAUUAAAGGGUGUAUAAAUUAUCCACAAAAAAAGAUAAUAUAUAAUAAGGAAGAUUUAAUUAAAUGUGUAAAAUAUAUUAGUAAAAAAAUUGUAAAAAUUCUUAAAAAUUCAGAAAUUAUUAAUAUUUGUUUUGUUUUUAAAUACAAUAUUAUGAUAGGAUUCCAAAAUACAUGUAUUUAUUUAAUUAAUUUUCCACAAUGUAAUAUAAAAAAAAAUAGAAUUUUUUAUAAUGAUAAUAAUGAAAAAACAUUAUUAUUUUUAUUUAAUAAAAGAAUUGUAAAAUCAAUAAAAAGUGUUAAUGAUUAUUCAAGUAUUAUAUUUCCUUUUAGCAUUUCGAAAGAAUGUCAAAAACCGAUUUAUUUAAAAAAAAAAAUGAUAUCUUAUAUAAAAAAUGUGAAAUUUAAAAAUGGAGAAAUGGCGAAACAUGAAAAAUAUAAUAAAAAAGGAAAUAUAUUUAACAGUUUUGACGAAAGUUGUAAAAGUGAUAAAUAUUCUAUAAGUAGUAAGUAUAAAAAAAAUAAUGAAACAAAAUUCGAAGGCAAGGUUAGCAAAAAUCACAAUAAAAAUCACAAUAAAAAUAUAGAAUGGGGGAAAAGCAAGAAGGAAGACAUUUUAAAAAAGUAUUCAAAAAGAGAAAUAAUUUUUCAUAUGCAUCUUUUUGAAUUAUUAAUAAGACUUGUAUUUGAAAAGACAAAAACAUAUUUUGUUUUUUUUAUAAAUAAAAAAACAUAUAAUUUAGAUUUUUAUAAAAAUAUAUAUUAUUUAAAUAUGUGUAAAAUAGUUAAUAUAAGAAUAUGUGGUAAAGAUCGAGUUAAAAAGGAAAAUAAAAAAAAAGAAUGUGAAAAAAAAGAAUGUGAAAAAAAAAAAAUUUUAGAAAAAUUAAGAGAUGAAAAUAAUAAUUAUAAAAAGAUAAUAAAUGAAAAAGAUAAACUAAUAACCAAUUUAGAAAAUGAAAUAAAUGAAAAAAAUCAAUUAGUGUCAAAUAUAAAAAAUGAGUUUGCAAAAUAUAAAAGUGAAAAUUCAGAAAAAAUAAAAACCGAAAUUUUAAAAAGAAAAGAAUCUAAAUGUAUUAUAUCCAAAAAUGAUUCUACUAUUAUCACUAAUAAUACUAAUCAACAAUUAUUAAAAAAUAAUAAUUAUAUUAAAAAAUUAUAUAAUGAAAAUAACUUAUUAAAGGAGAAAAUAAAAAAACUAACAAAAUCAAAUGAUGAGGAUGUAAAUACUAACCAUGAUAAAAAAAUAUCGGAUGUGACAAAAUUAUCUAAAUUAUGUUUAUAUGAAAAUGAAGAGAAAAAAAAAGAAACAGAGAAAUGUGAUAAAUUAAUUUUUUAUCUUAAGGCAUUUUUAGACACUGAACAAAAGUUAUAUAAAAAGGAAAUAGAAAGCUCUUUCGAUUUUAUAUACUCAGUUUGUGAGGAUAUACAAACGAAAAAGGAGAAAAUAUGUUUAACUAAUAGAAUAAAUAAAUUACAGGAUUGUAUAAAUGAUUUUUUAAGCCACUUGAAUAAAAGUACUAAAACAGAAGAAACAUAA